AUGGAGCUGGGAAUGGUAAAUCACCUUAUUCUGUCUGAUAAAUUAUUGUUAUAUUUCUAUAUUCUAUAUAUCUUAUCAAUAGAUUAAUUUAUGUGUGUGUUUUAUAAUGAGUGAAGAAAAAGAUAAAAUAUAAUCUCACUCAAUAGAGAUUAUUGAGUAGAUUGGAGUUCUCUAGAAUCGUUAACAUUUAAGAGUUUUCUCCUCAUUACUAUUGUUCUGUAUCCCAUAUCACAGCAAGGCCUUGAAGAGGAAGCAUUCCGGUUAAUAAUCGAUGAAUUGAUAUUGCUGGAAGAAAAAUGGGAAAAUCUUUCCAGUGAUAAAAGAGAUUGAAGAGGUCCUGAUAAAAAUAGUGAGUACUCCCUUAAGUGGAACUAGACCCAUAUAACAUCCAGUGUGAAUCAAUGUAACGCAUUACAGAUACACAGAGAAACUCCAUGUCACACCAUAACCACAUGCAUCACUGGCUGCCAUACAUGUUAGAUACAUACCACAGAUUAUAUUCAAAGGUGGCAGCGAUUACACAUGGUAUUCAUAACAAUUGUCAUUUUAAUCUUUACGGGGGAGCUAGGAAAGGUAACUUCUAUUUUAUGAAUAAAAUAUUGGUUAUUAACACAACUGUAUUAUAAUAUUUCACUAAGGGGUGAAGGAACAAAUCUAGAAGGAGUAUUUCUCUCCCCUCCCCCACCCCCCCGCAUGUUUUAUUAAUAGUUACAUUUAUGUGUAUAUCACAGAGUGGAUUUAAUGAUGAAGAACUAGAGAUAAUAGCAGAUGAAGUAACACAGCUGAUAGACAGCCUGGAAGAGAUUGAAACAGCUCGGAGACAAAUUGUGAGUGCAGCCUUUAUGGACACAUAUAGCAUCCAAUGUGAAUCAAUGCACUACGGACACAGUGUAACUCCAUGUCAUAUCACACCCAUAUCCAUCACUGCAUUGUAGAUGAACACCAUAACUUCCUCUCACAUCCAAUGAGCUUACAAUCUAGAAGAAAAUGUUGCCAUGUUCUUAGACAUUCUGUUUUGGCAAGACAUUCUAUUGUGGAUUUAGUUUGGAUUGUGAUUAUUAAUGUCUACCUACCACAGUUACUCAUAAGCCGUAAAUUUUUUUUACUGUAUUGUGCAUGUUUUUGGAGGUUGGUUGUGGGGAGGUUGUGUGCCUACGUGUAGAGUGAGUUGAUUCCAGCAAGGGCUGAGCAAGGCUUUGUUUCUCAGGGGUGGUGGAGGUCAGAGGACUUAAGGGAUCAAGGUCAGAGUUUGUGGAGGGGCUGGUGAGGUAAAGCUUAUUACUACAUACUGUUGGUUAUAAGUUUGGUAGGUUACAAGCUCGUUGGUAGCUCAGAACCUGGUGGGUGUAGGGGUAUCUGGGUAUACCCCAACCAUAGUUAUUUAAAAACAUUUGUUGGCCCUUUAAUUAUUUAUUGUUAUGAUUUUAUUUACUGUUCAUUAUAUUGUUAAUGUUAUUGUAUAUGGAUAUUUGUCAUUGCCUUUUGAUGACAAUGUGUGAUAUGUUACAUUGUAUGUCAUGGUUGGGAGCAAUACCUUUAUUUCUAUUUAUUUUAUAAAUUAUUAAAGGGACACUAUAUUCACCCAGACCACUUCAGCUCAAUGAAGUGGUCUGGGUGCCAGGUCCCUCAGGUUUUAACCCUUCACAUGUAAACAUAGCAGUUUCGUAGAAACUGCUAUGUUUACAUUUGGGAUUAAUCCAGCCUCUAGUGGCUGUAUUCUGGACAGCCACUAGAGGCGCAUCUGCGACGCUGGAGGUGUAUAUGGCCUCCAUCGUGCAGAGCGUCCAUAGGAAAGCAUUGAGAAAUGCUUUCCUAUGGACACUUUGAAUGCGAACGCUGCACUUGCGCGCAUGCACAUUUGGCUCCAGUGACGUCGGACGGGGGAGCUGACGUCGGACAGGGAGGAAUAAGGUAAAUGGCUGAAGGGGUUUUAACUCCUUCAGCGCUGCGGGAGGGGGACCCUGAGGGUGGGGGCAUCCUCAGGGCACUGUAGUAUCAGGAAAAACGCUUUGUUUUCCUUACACUAUAGUGAACCUUUAAAACUAUGGACAUAUUUGACCCAUACACCAAUAGUGUUCGCGUUUUAUUGGGAUGGCUUUUGCAGGGGUUAUUUCCACCAGCUGACAUAUUGCAACAAUGCGCCUGUCAAGAUUAUUCUAAACUCAUUCAUUAUAGAUUAAUAAUCAGAUUGACCUUCUCUAGAUUCCAUUACAUUUAAGAAUAUUCUCCUCAUUCCUAUUUUCUUUUACUGUAUCCUAUAUCACAGCAAAGUCUUCGUAAGGAAGCACUCCAGGAAAUAGAGGACAUUCUGACAUUGCUGGAGUCAAAAUGGGACAAGUUGUCCAGUGAGAAGCUAGAGAUUGAAGAUGCGUUGAUAAAAUUUGUGAGUACUAUAUACUUAAGUGGGACUAAAAACAUAUAGCAGCCAAUGUAAAUUAAUGUAAUGAUUUUCAGAUACACAGUGCCAUACCUCAAAAGUGUCCCUAUUUAGGAGGGUCUGUCCCUACUUUGGGCCCAAAUCCCUCUGUCCCUCUUUCUCUCCUAAUGUCCCUUUAUUCUAGUUGACCCAUAAAUUUAGUGUGUCUGAGUGUACAAAACUCCACAUGAAUGAUACUCAAAGUAAUGUGUUUUAAUACUGUGUUUAGAAACCAGUCUGGGUAAAUUAGAUACAUUGUACUCCGUCUAAAUUACAUUUUAUUUGUAUAAAUUAUUAUUAGUAAAUCACCUAAACUUUCUCAGAACAGCCCCGCCCUCUGUCCACACACCACUAAAAUUAAAGUGUCCCUCUUUGUCCAUUUGAAAUGCUGGGAGGUAUGCAGUGCAAACCCAUGUCCCAUCCCCCUGCAUGUAUCACAGCCAUACAUUGUAGAUACAUAGCCUACCUCGGGAGUAGGCAACCUUCGGCAACUUCAGAUGUUACUACAUCUCCCAUAAUGCUCUUACAGCCAUAAAGCUAGCAAAGCAUCCUGGAAAAUGUAGUCCACAAUAUCUGGAGUAUCGAAGGUUGCCUACCCCUAAUCUAACGCCAUGUAACAUCACGUAGUGUUAGGCUAUGUACAGCAGUGAUUACAUGUCGUAUCCAUAGUAACAGAGGGAUUUACAGUAGAAUUUUACACAUUUCAGUCAUGGAGCAAGAAAAGGUAACUCCUAUUUUUAUGAAUACAUUUAUCGUUAUUAAGAAAACAACAAUUUCAUUUGGUCUAGUGUGAAGAAGUAAAUUCAGAAGAUUUAAUUUGACCAUUUAUUGUAUAGCUAGUUUAAUUUAUGUGUAGGGUUUUAUAAGGAGUAAACACAUUAAGAAUGAAUGAUCCUAUCUUACUCAAUAGACAUUGUUAAUCAGAUUGGGGUUCUCCAGAUUUUUUAAUAUUUAGGAGUAUUUUCCUGAUUCCUAUUUUUACUUUAUCCUAUUUCACAGAAUGGUCCUGAUAAGGAAGGAUUAGAGAUAUCAGUGUCAGCGUUGAUGAAAAGAAUUGAAGAGAUUUUCAAUGAAAAGAAUGAGCUAGCAGAGACUGUGAGAAAAUUAAUGUGAAUUAAUAUUAUAGAUUAUAAAUGAACUGUGUAACUUUAUGUGAAAUGUAACUCCAUUUCACAUAGAGCUCCAUGUGUGUCAAUGUAAUAUCACAUUUUAUAUUGUGCCCCAUAGAACUUAAUUUAAUUUCACAUUACGCCCUGUGAUUUUAUCAGUAUAUUGUCCUGUUUUUCCCUCUGUAUUUAUUUUAUUUUAUCUAACUCUAUAGAAAUUGCAAUAUAUAUUUGUUGUAGUUUAUUUAGAUUAGUGUUGAUCGUAGCAAUGUUUCAUGGACUGCUUAAGUAAAUAAAUGUGAAACCUUUCUUUUCUUUUGAUGUGUACCGUGCGCAGACUUUCAGAAUUAUGAAAGGAACAGUAGAAGCGACAUGCCAAACAGAACAACAGCAAAUAAAUGAAGUCAAAGUCAAAGUAGAAGAACAUCAAGAGCAGCAGGUAAGAACUCAAAGUGGCAUAUUUUAGAUUUCCCAUUUAUUAAGUAAUGAUAUAGAAGUUUUUCAGAGAUUUCAUUGAUUCAUUGAUUUAACUAAAUAAGAUGAUAUUUUCAUUCUCAGGUGAUACAGGAAUCCAUAACUGAUGAGAGCAGCAGCAGUGAUAACUCCAUAGCAUCCAUAACACAGGACCAGCAGUGCAAUGACAUCAACGUACAACAGCCAAAAAGGAAAUCAAGGGCAAGACGCUUUCUGAAGUGCUUGAGGUCCUUAUUCUGCUGUUGUGCAACACCUGUGGUCAGUCUCCAGAAACGCUCCCCACAAUCAACAAAUUAA
Pelobates cultripes (western spadefoot toad) is the source of this 4293-nucleotide messenger RNA. Lineage: Eukaryota; Metazoa; Chordata; Amphibia; Anura; Pelobatidae. The record is from the annotation of a GenBank genome assembly.